UCUUCUCCCGCCCCUCGCCCCGCUGCUUCCCCCUCUCCUCUCCUGAACGCUGAUGUGUUACUAACUUCAGCCUCCGACUCUUGACAACAAAAUGUUCGAUUUCGGGUCAAAAUUGCUGCUGCUCUUCCUGCUGGCCUUCCCCUGUGGGUUAAUAUCCAUCGGCCACGUCUCUGCAGACUCCGACUCUGCCGAGGACAUCGCCGAGGACGCGGAUGCUGCGGUGGAUGAAGAGGAAGACGACGAGGAAGAGGUGCUCGUUGAGGAAGAUCAGAUACAACCCACGGAAGGAGAAGAAGAUGACACCGAGGAAUCAGCUGAUAAACUGUUGACGUCUCACCCCGAUGCCGACACAACCAUCAUCUUCAUGACAGGAGAAGAGUUUCCUGCCAAUGAAAUUGUGAGAUUCCUGGUGGGUUUCACCAACAAGGGAAGUCAGGCUUUCACCGUCCAGUCGUUGGAGGCCUCCUUCCGUUACCCCCAGGACUUCCAGUUCUACAUCCAGAACUUCACAGCUUUGCCUCUGAACACUGUGGUGCAGCCCCAGGCUCAGGCCUCCUUCGAGUACUCCUUCAUCCCGGCUCAGCCCAUGGCAGGUCGUCCAUUCGGUCUCGUUAUCCUCCUCAACUAUCUUGACACCGAGGGCAGCGUGUUCCAGACUGCCAUUUACAACCAGACUGUCACCAUCACUGAGCUAGAAGAGGGACUGGACGGAGAAACAAUGUUCAUGUACAUCUUCCUGGUCGGACUGGUCGCCCUGAUGCUCUUUGGGAUGUACCAGGUCCUGGAGACGAGGACGAAAAAGAGACUCCCAGUGAAAAUUGAGAAGGGUACUGGUGGGAUGAGCGAUGUGGACAUUAGCUGGAUUCCUCAGGAGACUCUCAAUGUCAUGAACAAGGCUUCCCCUAAAGCAUCUCCACGGAAACGAACCAACAGGGCAGCUGGAGCCGAUCAAUAAAACGGUCCGUUUCCAUCCAUCACUAUACGGUCCAACAGGCUUUCAAAGCUCAUUUCCUCACCACAGUUACCCAAUUGCCAUUUACAUGGAACAUUUCUGGAAUCCAAUUUCCGUCCCGAGCAAUGAGUUUAAGAUCUCAGCCUGCUGGUGUCAUGACCAGAGAGCAUCCUGGACUCUAACAGGCUAUUCAGACACUAACAAGACUGAACUACAGUUUAUUUUUAAAGGGACCUUUUUUUUAUCAGUAUGUAUGUGUGUGAAUGGUGAUAAAAAAUAAACCAAUAAGUCAUUAUUUUUUUAUUACAGUACGGUACUUAAUGCAUAAACUCCCUGCCUGUGAAGUCAUGAUAAUUACAUUGGAGCUUAAUGACAUUUCAUUUGGUGAUCUGCAUUAUUACCAUUCAGCGGAUCAUUCAUAUUUGAUCUUUUCUGAAUCCCCUUCCUCUCUAUCAUGUAAACACCAUUGUGCCUUAUCUGUGCUGUACUUGCACAGUCUUAAAAAUGCAAAAGGUUUCUCACUGCAGUCAUUCAUGGCCUGAGGUUUUUGUGCUUUCAGCGGGGAAAUGGCAGCUGCAGUUACAACAUAUGUUAAAACAGUGUUCUCUGGAGGUUUCUGCAGGUUAAUUUGCCUGUUUGUUUGUUUGUUUGUUUGUCUGUUUAUUCUCACCUUAUUGUUGUAUGAGGCUCAGGAGGUUUUACAAUGUGCCAAUGCUGCAAUCUUUUGGUUGCAUGCCACAACUUGUGAAAAAAACGUUUUUUUCAAAAAUCAAUAAAAGGGUGAACAAAGUG
Molecule: messenger RNA, 1744 nt
Organism: Larimichthys crocea (large yellow croaker)
Lineage: Eukaryota; Metazoa; Chordata; Actinopteri; Sciaenidae
Product: translocon-associated protein subunit alpha
Exons: 9
Coding region: 92-955 (287 amino acids)
Cellular component (GO): endoplasmic reticulum; endoplasmic reticulum membrane
Source: RefSeq, a predicted model, not a curated record